Molecule: messenger RNA, 1424 nt
Organism: Baudoinia panamericana UAMH 10762
Lineage: Eukaryota; Fungi; Ascomycota; Dothideomycetes; Mycosphaerellales; Teratosphaeriaceae
Exons: 3
Coding region: 172-1011 (279 amino acids)
Biological process (GO): endoplasmic reticulum tubular network organization; membrane organization
Cellular component (GO): membrane; endoplasmic reticulum
Source: RefSeq, a predicted model, not a curated record
CUUGUCCCCGCUAUGUUUUCCCUUCGACACAACCAAGGAACCUCCUCCUGCCACGUUGCUUAUUUGUAGCCUCCGAACCCGCUUCACCGCAGCCUUGCUUCGAACAUCCUCAAAGCUUGUUACCUCUGAAGCACAUCCAUCAGCAAAGCCAUUGAGUGCCGGCGACGAAACAUGGCCCCACCUCCUCCAGCACAGCAGCCUUUGCAGGAACGCUUGUUGAACCUAGCCAAAACACUACAAUUCGCGUGGUUUGUAGGACAUGCCAUCCUACUCAUCUGCACCCUACGCUAUGGCCUGAGCUACGUCGCUUUCCACCCCUACGCACGGUGGGCGCAGGUCAGCUACCGCACCGCCUUCGUGGCAGCCGCCGCUACAUAUGGCAUCGUGGUGUUCAAGAGCUUCCGGGCUCGCCAGAAGAGCGGGAAGCCGCAGGGCUCACCAGUGCAAAUGAUCGCCGACGAGAACGUGCAAUAUCUCAUCAUGGCCCUCGUAUGGCUCUUCACCCGCCAGGUCGCUCUGGCCCUCCUGCCCUUCGCCGUGUACAGCAUCUUCCACGUUGCGACAUACACCCGCAGCAUGCUCCUGCCAACCAUCCAACCACCGCCACCGACUCCGGCAGGCCAGAAGCCCAAGACUUCUGCCCUCUCGGACGCCAUCGGCCGCUUCGUCAAGGACUACUACGACCUCUCCAUGUCCCUUGUCGCCGGCCUCGAAAUCGCCCUCUGGUUCCGCAUGCUCGGCUCCGCCAUCCUUUUCCAGAGGACUAGCUGGAUCGUACUGAUCGUCUACACUGUCUUCUUGCGCGCCCGCAUCAGCCAGAGCACCUUCGUGCAGGGCAUGCUUCACCACAUCGGCGCCCGCGGUGACCAGGUCGCUCAGAGGCAGGAUGUUCCGCCUGCGGUCCGUCAGGGUUGGGACAGCUUCAAGCGCGUGGCCAAGCAGGCACACGAUCAGACCGAUAUCAACCGCUACGUGCAGGGGCAGCAGGCUCCGCCUAAGAAGGCACAGUAAGCGUGUAAUGUCAGGCCUGGCGGUGAAGGCUGGGAGGCUGAAAAUACGAAGAACGGAUUUAGAUGGUGUAGAAAUGCACAGGACGGGUGAAUGUGACGACAAAGAAGUGAUGCGUAUUUCGAAGGUGGGUUCGUGCUCAAUGCGCGCGGAAGGCAAAGUGGUAGAAGGAGCGAGGCGCCUGGAGCCCUAGAAGUGUCCAUCAAAACGGAGGAGGAAUUGACAAAAGACCUGAGAAAUUCGGCAUCAGGUUUGUGCAAGCAUAGCGGUAACACUUCCAUACUGAGCGUUGUGAGUAAACAGAGAAAUGUUGCCCUUUCAUCUCUCAGGCUGUCGCGCCUUCCAUUGUUACACUUCCAUGUCCGAGCUUAUAAGCUUGCAAGGAGUCCACAAGCAAUCAAUCAAAUCUACCACCG